CAAUAAUUUACAGUGUACACUUAGCCAUCUAGUCGUAAGAUUGCACAAAAGUUGUCGCGCGACAAACAGAAGUGCUCCAAACGAAUUUUGUUGCUUUUUUUUUACUACUUUGUCAUGUGCAACUUGGGCGUGUGCUGUCUUUUUUUUGCCAUUGCCGCUUCCUGUUACGUUUCAGGCAACACCAAGGCGACUACCAGUGAUGAUGAUUUACAGCAGGCCAUAAAUUUAGCACAUGCUCCAAAUAUCAUCCCAAAGCCAUAUAUGCCCAUACAAGAACAACAGAAACAACAACAACACAGCGAAAGACAUCCUAACAAACGGUCAUUGCUGGUCUUAGCGGCAGCGCCAAAAAAAUUGACAAAGAAGACACGACAAAAACGUUCGCAGCAUGACUUGGCCACAUCGGAGGAGUAUUUGAGAAAUAUGCCAACAUAUGCUUACAAUCUGGCCUUGUUAAACAUUAUGCACAGCCUGAGGAAACAACUAUCCAACAUUGAGUUGGCGCGUUUACGUUCACGCCUUGGUCGUAGUGCUGCAGCUGAUUUGCAAUUGUUCAAUGAAAUCUACAACAGAAAUAGCAACAAAAACAACAAUAAUAGACUUCUGUUCAACAAAGAAUCCGGCUCAAUGAAUGAUGGUGAGUUGGGCAGUAGCUACAAUGACGGUGGUGUGGACUUUGUCGCUGGUGCCAGUCUAAUUGGCACUGGCACUGGCACUGGCACUGGCUUUGACACUGGCAAUGGUGGACUCGAAAAGCUUGAAGGCGUUGGCGGUGGAGGUGCUGCUGUUGAUACCGGUAAUGACAUGCUUGCCAAUGACAUUGAGGACCUUAGCGUGCCAUGGCAAUUUGUGGGGCGCGUCAGCAAAAAAUCCUCAGCACUCUAUAAGCCACGACUGGGCAAACGUACGCAGCAGCAGCAGCAGCAGCCAAAGACAUGCAACUGAAAUGUCAGCAGUUUGCGUGCGGCAUAGCGCCGCAUAGUGGUUGUGCAGAGGAGCGGAAGUAAAGUCAUGCAUUUCAUUUAAACAUAGCAAGGUUGUAUUCGUUUGUUUGUUUGUUUGUCUGGCUUUUGUGACAGAGAGUAGCAAUUUUUGAAGUGGGCGAGUUGUUAGGUGGAUCACAGCUUGGACGACUCUGUCACGCACAUACACAUUCCCGAGUUGGGACAAUAUGCAACUGCAUACACGACCGCAACUACCACUACAUCAAUAUUAAGUAUACAUAAAUAUGUAUGCACCUAAAUAAGUUUGUAUAGGAAAAUGUAACCAUUAAUAUGCCAAUUAAAAUCUGGUUGUAACAUUCGAGCGGGAGUUAAUUGUUUGUUAAUAUUUAAUUAAUAAUUUAUACACAUGAAUACUUACGGUAUAUUAAUGUUGACUGU
Rhagoletis pomonella (apple maggot) is the source of this 1382-nucleotide messenger RNA. RefSeq lists its product as uncharacterized. Lineage: Eukaryota; Metazoa; Arthropoda; Insecta; Diptera; Tephritidae. The transcript has 3 exons. The record is from RefSeq and is a predicted model, not a curated record. Bases 115 to 945 code for a protein of 276 amino acids.